GUUCAUGACAAAUAGGAAGGAAUUUAUCCGCCCCAAGAGGUUUGGUGAAUAUGUCAGCCCACUGCAUAUCAGUGCUAAUGAAUUCUAGACUUAUCUUACCUUCUUGAACUAAGUCACGAAUAAAAUGAUAUCGAACUUCGAUAUGCUUAGUCCGAGAAUGUUGGAUUGGAUUUUUGGUCAUGUUGAUAGCACUUGUGCUGUCACACAUAAUAGGUAGAGUACCAACCACUAGACCAUAGUCUUGCAAUUGGUAUUUCAACCAUAGGAGUUGAGUACAACUGAGUCCAGCAGCAACAUAUUCUGCCUCAGCAGUUGAUAGUGCUACUGUACUCUGUUUUUUACUAGCCCAAGAUAUCAAGGAAGUUCCUAGAAAAUGGCAAGUACCUGAGGUACUUUUUCUAUCAACAGUGCAUCCAGCAUAGUCUGAAUCACUGUAACUCACGAGUUCCAAACUAGAAUCACAUGAAUACCAUAAUCCUAAGUGAGAAGUACCACUUAGAUAUCUAAAAAUCCUCUUAACUGCUGUCAAGUGACUCAUUUUAGGAUUCCCUUGAAACUUUGCACAGACACAGACGCUGUACAUUAUAUCUGGUCUACUGACAGUCAGAUAUAACAAGGACCCUAUCAUUCCACGAUACAUUCUUUCAUCAACAGGAAUUCCAGUUUCAUCUGUUGUUAAUUUUACUGUUGAACCCAUUGGUGUUAAAGCAGUUUUAAGAUUAUCAAGCUUGAACUUUUUUUAGCAUGUUGAGAAGAUAUUUGGUCUGACUUAUGAAAGUUCCUAGCUUAGUCUGUUUAACUUGCAGCCCUAGGAAGUAAUUUAGUUCACCCAUGAGACUCAUUUCAAAAGCACUUUUCAUAUCAUUUUCAAAUUCUUUACACAGAGCAGUGUUUGUGGAACCAAAGAUGAUAUCAUCCACAUAAACUUGAACUAGCAAGGUAUGAGAGUUUUCAUUUUUAAUGAACAAUGUUUUGUCAACUGCUCCUCUAUGAAAUCCUUUGUCUAACAAGAAAUGACUCAAUUUUUCGUACCAAGCUCUAGGAGCUUGUUUGAGUCCAUAUAAAGCUUUGUUUAGCUUAUAGACAUGAUAAUCGGCUUCAAUAUAUCGGAUUCUUGAACUUUGUGUGACUAUCCCAUGAUAUGUUUAAGCCGAUUGGUGCUAUUUUAGGGCUCGCUAACUGGGAAUGGUUGAAAAAACAUUACUGCCUAGUGCCAUGAGUUUGAUGUAUUAUAGGUGAAGAAAGCACCAAAAAAAAUGAGAAAUUGUACGGGCAAGCAAUCGGGCUCGAAUCAUUGGUGGAAUAACAAUUGGACAUAUGAGGAGCUUAGUGCGUGGAAACUUCUGAACCGGGACGGAAUUAAUGGAACUGGGAAGUUUAAUUGAAGGUGGGCUUAAAGCCCACAAAAACUUGAUUUUGUAGGCGAGAAAUCUUUGGUGGAAUUAAUGGGCGGAACAGCAGGGGCAUUUUAUUUUUAUUUUUUGGCCCAGAUCCGUGGCCAUGGAAAAGGGGAAGAAGGGAGUUGGAUUUGGGCGGAGAUUCUUCUGGGGACUAAUUGUGGGCGGCUGCCUUUUCUUGGAGCAGGUCGAAGAGGGGAGGCAAUUAAUUAAUUUUUGGGAGGAGGAAGCAAUUUUGGGGGGGGACAGAACUCUUUGGAAAAAAGCAAAAAGGGAAUUCUCGAGAGAACUAGCGAGGGGAGCAGCAGCGAAUUGGAGAGUCUUUCUUUUUGGUUUUGCGCGGAAUUCUUUUGGGCCGAAGGAAAGCAAAGAGCAGCGUAGCGAGCAGGCGAUUGAGCAAUCGGCAAUCGACUUCUCCCAAGGCGGUUUAAGCUGAGUUCAACGAGAGCGAUUAGUUGGUUGGAUUCUCUGAACUGAACUAGUUGUUUAUUGUUGAUUUAGAACAUGAUGAUCAAAACCCUAAUGUUUUAUCUUAAUUUCGUCAUGAACUAAUCCCCAAUUUCUGGGGGAAACACCAUAGGAUGUAGCUAUUUCUUGAUUUGAUGGAUUGAUUCAUGAUUCUUUUCCUCCAACCUCUAUUGCAUGAAAUUACUUAAUGCUUUGUGUUGACUGGCCACCAAUACAACGAUUUGUAGUUAAUUAGGUUAUUAGCGACAGUGAAACCCUAAUAACUGAACCUAUUUCAUGUGACAUAGUAACUUAUCGAAGCGACAGUGGAUUAAAUAAGAUGCUAUGCGGUCUUGAUUGGGAUAUCGUUCUUCAGGCUAAAUAAUUAACUCAUUGAGCUACGACAGUAGGAUUUGAUUUAAUUGUUUAGUACGUAGUAAUUCCCAACAGGGAUAGCUAGCACAGUGGUGAUAUCCUGGAUGUAGAGAUAUGGAUUAAAUUGAUUGGAAUAUGUGAAUAAAUUUUGAUAUGAUAGGUAGUGAGUCCCGGUGUUUCUCCCAGAGUUUUCUCCCAUUGAGUUCAACCCGACAAUUUUAAUUUGCUUAUUUUGUUUAAUUGUUUUGCCAUUAGAUAAUAGUUUCAUCACUCAAAUCAUUUUCACCUAUAGUUUGCUCCAUAGAAUUGAUAGAAUAUAAGGUUGUACCAGUCCCUGAGAGACGAUACCCGGACUUUCCGGUUUACUACGAGAUAGGAAAUUGGCAUAUACGCUUUUGCCCUAUCAAGACAUGAUCUGGAAAUUCAUAGUCUUCAAACCCAGGUGGUUGUGACACAUAGACUUCCUCUUUUAUAUCCCCAUUCAAAAAAGCACUCUUUACAUCCAUUUGGUAUAGUUUGAAACCUUUAGAUGCAACAAAAGCACAUAGUAACCUUAUAGCUUCUAACCUUGCUACUGGAGCAAAGGUUUCCUCAAAACCUAUACCUUCUUCCUGAUUAUAUCCUUCUGCCACUAAUCUUGACUUAUUUCUAACAAUCUUUCCUAUUUCAUCAGAUUUGUUUCUGUAGAUCCAUUUAGUUCCAAUAAUGACUCUGUUCUCUGGUUUUGGAACUAGUUCCCAUACAUUGUUUCUUUUAAAUUGGUUCAUUUCCUCAUGCAUUGAUGCAUUCCAGUAUUCAUCAUCUAAGGCUUCCUUAACAUUCUUUGGUUCAAUGAGUGAUACAAAUGCAGUAUGAACAUCAGAGGUUUUGGAUCGAGUGAUAAUACCUUGUUCUAUGUUGCCAAUGAUCUGAGUAGGAGGGUGACGUUUUCUUAUGUGAGGUGGAGCUUGGCGCUCUCAUUCCCUCAUUUCCUUGUUCAGUUCUCCCUCUGUGUCAUGAUCUUCAGCCACAUUCUCCUUUUGAUUGUCUUCUGAAUAUGUUCUUCCAAGACCAAAGUCCUCUGUUUCAUCUAAACUGUCUGCACACUCACUUGAAGACUCAUCAAAAAUAACAUUUAUGGACUCCU
Molecule: messenger RNA, 3345 nt
Organism: Linum trigynum
Lineage: Eukaryota; Viridiplantae; Streptophyta; Magnoliopsida; Malpighiales; Linaceae
Source: the annotation of a GenBank genome assembly